Cryphonectria parasitica EP155 is the source of this 1407-nucleotide messenger RNA. RefSeq names its product WD40 repeat-like protein. Gene Ontology annotation, cellular component: Set1C/COMPASS complex. The record is from RefSeq and is a predicted model, not a curated record. Lineage: Eukaryota; Fungi; Ascomycota; Sordariomycetes; Diaporthales; Cryphonectriaceae. The transcript has 2 exons. The coding region runs from base 1 to 1407 and encodes 468 amino acids. Gene Ontology annotation, molecular function: protein binding.
AUGAAUCUCCUACUCUCAGAUGAUUACCUCCUCCAGGACUACCCCGAGAACAUCACAAAUACCAUCCGGUCUGGCCAUGCGACAUGCCUGCGCUUCAAUCGCAAGGGCGACUACCUUGCCUCUGGGCGCAUUGAUGGCACAGUCGUCAUAUGGGAUCUGGAUACUAUGGGUGUUGCCCGCAAGUUGAGGGGCCAUUCUAAGAGCAUAUCCUCGCUGAGCUGGUCGAGAUGCGGUCGGUACCUGUUGUCAGCGUGCCAGGGAUGGAAGGCCAUCCUCUGGGAUUUACAGGAUGGGAAACGAUAUCGCGAGGUGCGCUUCAAGGCGCCGGUGUAUAUAGCAGAGCUCCACCCUUGGAACCACCAGCAGUUCGUCGUGUCCUUGUUCGAAGACCAACCUAUCCUCGUUGACAUCACCGACGCGAUCGCACGAAAACACAUCCUCCCGUCCACGCCGAGACGCGUCAAUGUAGAAGAUGAUGCAGAGAAGAAGGCAAAGCAGGAGAAGGACGAUGCGCGCCACAUGACGACGGUCGCCAUCUACACUGCCUCAGGUGAUCACAUCCUGGCCGGCACGAACAAGGGCAAACUCAACAUCAUCGACGCGCAGACCCACGAAAUAAUAUACACACACCCACGAGUCUGCAGCGGCGUGGUCACCACGUUGAAGCUCACCCGCUCGGGUAGAGAGCUUCUCGUCAACGGGCAGGACAAGAUCAUCAAGACAUUCCUGGUGCCAGACCUAUCGGCGGAAAAUCUAGAUACAGACAGGAUACAGUUGACCAUCGAGCACAAGUUCGAGGACGUGGUCAACAGGUGCUCGUGGAACCAUGUCACCUUUAGCUGCACGGGCGAGUACGUCGUCGCGUCUACGUACAAUAACCAUGAGCUGUACAUUUGGGAGCGCGGACAUGGCAGUCUGGUGCGCAUGCUGGAGGGUCCCAAGGAGGAGCAGGGUGUCAUAGAGUGGCACCCAUCCAGGGCCCUGCUCGCUGCAUGCGGGCUGGAAACAGGGCGAAUCAACAUCUGGUCUGUGACGAGCCCGCAGCGGUGGUCGGCCCUUGCUCCAGACUUCGUCGAGGUCGAGGAAAACGUGGAGUACAUGGAGAGGGAGGACGAGUUUGACAUACAUCCGCAGGAAGAGAUCAAAAAGAGGCGGCUGGAUCAAGAGGAUGAGGCAGUCGAUGUGGUCACGAUGGGCCACGCCGGGGUAGAGCCGCCUGGUGGAUUUCAGAUGCCUAUCCUGUUCAACCUAGGAGACUCGGACAGCGAGGAGGAAUUCGUGGCUGUUUCUACAGGCACCAUGAGGAGGAGAAGUGCCGGCGAGGACGGCGACGGCGGAGAGGCUACUGGUGUGGAGGACAAGGCCGGGAAAAAACCCGGCGCAAGAGGUAGGGCUAGGAAGAAAUAG